This is a messenger RNA of Schistosoma intercalatum, 1242 nucleotides long. NCBI's taxonomy places the organism in Eukaryota, Metazoa, Platyhelminthes, Trematoda, Strigeidida, Schistosomatidae. The record is from the annotation of a GenBank genome assembly.
AUGACAUCGCACAAAGGUAUGCUAGAAAGACGCGGAUAUCGUUCACUUCAUAUUAGUCGUUUACAAUUGAAACGAUGGUCAUCUUAUCUUGCUACUGCAUUUGCGAUUCUCUCAUUUGUUUUUAUUUCUGGUGGAAUUUGGCUACUUGAAAAUAAUCGGAUCGAGUCUGAAAUUAUCGGCAGGCGAUAUUACUACGAAGAAGGAGUUUUGUUUGUAAUCAUUGGGAUACUAUUGCUUCUUUCGCUUGUUUGUCAAGCUUUUAUGAUUCAUCUAUUGUUUGUUGCAAAAAAGCCAUGGAGAUUUACUGAAGUCAAGGUAAAGAGAGCAAUUGCACUGUAUUUAGUUUUUCUGUUUGCAGUGACAAUUCCUCAUAUUUAUUGUUUGUAUCAUGUGAAAACAAUUAGAACAAAAUUAAUAUGGUCAAUUAAAGAACAAACUGAAGAGGCUUUGAUUAGUUUGUACGGAUUCGAACCUGAUUUUACAUCUGCAUGGGAUCAUCUACAGUCUCAGAGUGAAUGUUGUGGAUUUUCGGGUCCUCAAAUAUAUGCCUCUUCAAAAUGGAAAUACAGUCAACCUAAUUCUUCAACUUUUAUCAGCUUAGUACCUGAUUCUUGUCUUACACUUAAAAGUUUAGAAGAACAAGUACUUGAAGAUAUAAAAACCAAGUCUGAUUAUGAAGAACCUAGACAAGUGACUUUUCAAAAAGGGUGCGCAGAAUUUCUUUAUACUCAUAUAGAAGGUGUUCUAAGCGGUUCGUUUAUCGUACCGGUUAUUUCUCUUGUGAUUGUAUCUUUUUCAUUUGUUCUUGGAAUCGUUUUGUGUAAUUUCGUGGUGGUUGGAGAAGAAAUUUAAAACAAUGAGAAAGAUAUUUAACAUCAACUCAAUUAUCAUCAGGCUGUUUUGAUCUGAUCUGAUCUGAAGAAAAUCUCCAGUUUUUUUUCCUUUUUAAAGACCAAACUAUAAUUUCACAUUUGCUUUCGUUUUUUUUCUUUACUUAAUUUAUUUUUUAGAGGAAAUUGUUUAUUUGCUAUUACGAAUACUAAUAUUAUUGCUAUUACCGUCACGAUUUUUUUUUCUGUUUAGAAAGUUUAUUUUUCAAUCAGUUACUCGUUUUUUUUUCACCAUUAAUUUUCUCGUUGAUUUCAAUUGCGAGAAAAAGUAUCUGAUCAAGUAUGAUUUUAUCAUUUUUAUUAUUAUUUACUGCUUAGCCCGCCUUAUUACUUUUAUUACUCUACAUUAUUU